Molecule: messenger RNA, 4596 nt
Organism: Conger conger (European conger)
Lineage: Eukaryota; Metazoa; Chordata; Actinopteri; Anguilliformes; Congridae
Product: disabled homolog 2
Exons: 15
Coding region: 422-2695 (757 amino acids)
Biological process (GO): negative regulation of canonical Wnt signaling pathway; positive regulation of endocytosis; receptor-mediated endocytosis
Cellular component (GO): plasma membrane
Source: RefSeq, a predicted model, not a curated record
GGAUCAUAAGCAAGGUAUCUGCGGCACUGGCGUAGAGGGAGUUAAACUUCUGACCCAGCAGUUACUCGGUCCAGACAGCGGGAUCAUCGCAGUGCAUUCCUGCGCAGUCCUUAACUGCCAAUAUCUCUGAUUAGAACCAGAGCUAGCAGAGGUGUAACGUUACAGUUUGUUUUACAUUCACAUAAGGACGGGAAACGGGAAAAGUCGACUGGACCCUGCAGUGUCAUCUUGUCUGUCGGUAGAGUAAAUCUCCAAUAGCAUGUCGAGUCCGAGGAAAGCAAGCUAGCUAGAUGUGGGCGCUGUUGAGUGUGUGUGGCUGCUGAGACAGUGAGUUUUUUCGGAGAGCACACCACCCCCACCCCCCCUCCCUGUGCGUUUUCGCCCCUUUCCUGCCGCUCCCGUGAGGCUGGCCCCUCCCACCAUGUCAACAGAGGCGGAGUCCAACGUAAACAACCAGGCCGAACAGCCCCCUGUCAAGACCCCCUCCAAGAAAGAGAAGAAGAAAGGCCCAGAGAAGACCGAUGAGUACCUGCUGGCCAGGUUCAAAGGCGAUGGCGUGCGAUACAAGGCCAAGAUCAUCGGCGUGGACAACGUGCCCACCGCCCGAGGGGACAAAAUGAGCCAGGACUCCAUGAUGAAGCUGAAGGGUAUGGCAGCAGCUAACCGUUCCCAAGGGAAGCACAAACAGAGGAUAUGGGUCAACAUAUCUUUAUGCGGGAUCCGGAUUAUCGACGAGAAAACCGGGGUGAUAGAACAUGAGCACGCUGUGAACAAGAUCUCCUUCAUCGCCCGCGACGUGACGGACAACCGAGCGUUCGGCUACGUCUGCGGCGCUGAGGGCCAGCACCAGUUCUUCGCCAUCAAGACCGCCCAGCAGGCCGAGCCCCUGGUCAUUGACCUGAAGGACCUCUUCCAGUUAAUCUUCAAUCUGAAGAAGAAGGAAACCGAGGCCACCAAGAAGGAUGAAACAAAUAAAGUGGUUGAGAACGGCAGCGAUUCCUCGCAGACUAUCGAAGGGCCGGUGGAUAAAUUAAAAGGUGUGGAACAGCUGGACCUGUUUGGAGAUAUGUCGACGCCGCCUGACUUGCACUCUCCCUCAGACACUAAAGACAUUCUCCUGCUGGAUCUGUCCACGGAGAUCGACAGCAACCAGAACUGUGUGAAAGGAAACCCGUUCUCCACUUCCUGUCCGUCUCUCUCCCGCCCCAGGCCACUGCCCAGUGCCUCUCCUGAGAACCCCUUCUCCUCGCAGCUCAGCUUCUUCCCUCCCCCCACCCCCGACCCCUUCAGCGACGACCCCUUCGCCCGAAACGCGCCCGCGCACCCCCCCCAGGAGGGCCCCGCCAAGUCCCACCGCGGCCAGAACGGCGACUCCGACUACUUCGGCCAGCAGUUCGACCAGAUAUCCAACCGGACCGCACUGCAGACGCUGGCCAACGGUCACUGGCUGCCGAGCGGUCCUGCGGUCGAGACGUCCAGCUGGGCGCAGAACGGAAUCCCCGUGUCGGAGCAGAACGGCUCGCACCACCGUCCCCCUACCCACAACCCCUUCGCGGAAGGUUCCGGAAAGAGCCAGCCUCUUCUGCAGAACGGCGUGAGGCACGAGCCGGCGGGGAAGGCGGAGCUCUCCCCCCCCGCAGCCCCCCUCGGCCCCCCCCCCGGCAGGGACCCGGUGGUCAUCUGCCCCCCCCCACUCAACACGAAGGCCGGGGGCCGCGGGAGGAGGACUGUGAAGUCCCCUACAAACGAUCUUUUGGGAGCGGACCUGUUUGCCCCUCCGCUCCCAGCGGAGUCUCCCUCGCCCCCCCAGCGGGACCCCUCUCCUCUCAAACAGAUGGACCUCUUCACCAACGGCCUCUCCAAUGGCACCGCCCCCCUGGCCACUUUCGGUGCCUUACCAUUGGCUGCUCCUGUCGUCACGGCGACCGUCUCCUGGAUACCGCCGGCCCCGUCCGUGUUCCCUCCCGCGGCCGCUCUGCCGCAGGUCACCGGGUCAGCGUCUCAGCCCUCCGCUUUCGGCACCCCGCCCGUCCCCUCCUGGGGCCAGCCUCCUCCUCCCGCGUUUGGGGCGGCCCCCCUCCCUCCGGUCCCAUCCUGGGGCCCGACGCCCCCCACCCCGGCCCCCCCUGCCGGAGCCUGGCCCCCGCCCCAGCCCCAGCCCAACCCCUUCCAGAGCAGCGUGUUCCCUGCCUCGGGACCCCCCAGCCCUCCGCCCCAGCCCCCGCCCCGGCCCCCUGCCCAGAAGGAGCCCCCUCGGGUGGACUGCGGCGCCUUCACAGACCUGGACCCCCUGGGUGAGCGCGAGCAGAAGACGCGGGAGGAGAUGUUCAAGGACUUUCAGAUGGCCCGCCCCCCCGCCGUUCCCGCCCGGAGGGGUGAGCCGCCAGCCGGACCCCCCGGAAUCGCUGCUUUCGCCCAGUACUUCAGCAGCACGGUGGGCCUGUCCCAGCCCGAUACCGCACAGCACAACGGCUACGACUCCAACCACAUAUCGCCCAAAAUCAGCGAUCUGCUAAAACCUGCGCCCCAUCAGCCGGCCCCCACCACUGUGACCCCACCCCCAGCCAAAGGCCACCAUGACAACCCUUUUGGUGCUGGUCUCUUCUCUGCCACGUUCCCUGCGAUGGGGGCUCCGGCCUUCCAGCCUGUCGCCUCGGGUCCCUUUGGAGCCCCGUCUGGCAACCCCUUUGCCUGAGCUGUCUCCACUGACCGCACCAUGAGCACACGAAGGCCGAGCUGUGACCCAGAGUUCACCCAGAGAGCUCUUCAUUCCCCGGGCACUUCCUGGUUUCCCACAUCCGGGUGCUUCAGCCGAUAUUCCGGAUAUUCCGUCCGCACUGGGACCGCCCCGUCCGUCCCGCUGAUCCUCGCUCCUCCCGUCGCACGCGCCAGCGAUUAAAGCUCCCGCUUCCCAGAUCUGGGAAGUGCAUCCGUCCGUCCCAAUUCCGCAGUCAAGCAGAGGCCAUUUUCUAUUUCAAAAUAUAUGUAAAUAUAAUUGUGGAAAUUGAAGAACAAAAAAAAAGCCAUCUGUUCUCAAAGACGAUACACGCUGCAGUAUUAAAGAAGCAGACCCACCUGGAAGUGGAUGAACGUUCUCAUACGGCAUGUGUUGGGGGGACUUUAGAAAAGCAUUAAAGAGAAGGAUAAAACAUUUGGGGUGUGCUGUGUGUGGCUUGGCCAAUACUGAUGCAACAACCCACACUGGGCAUCUGCCUGUUUCCUCACAUGUCCACGUUGCAGUUUCUCAGAGACAAAUGUACUGGCUGCAGAAUAUCCCCCCCCCCCCCCCCCAGAACAGCACGGACUGCCUUGUUCCGGAUCUGGAUCUGCUCACUUCCUGAAUGUAACGCACCGAAUAACACAGUACACCCGCCUGGUGCUCUCCUGGAGCCCUUACACUGCUGUAAGGAGAGCCAGGCUCCUGUCUCUCUCUCUCUCUCUCUCUCUCUCUCUCUCUCUCUCUCUCAAAAUAUAUAUAUAUUUUUUGCACCAUCAUUGCUGAGGUUAACAGCGCCAUCUUCUGGAAACUACUGGAUUUCGUGAAAACGUAUCCCGUGGAGAAGAUUAAAGGGUGGCGGGGGGUAACCUUUGAUUAAAAUCAACUGACACUUUAAAUCAAAUGUGGGGGGUGGGCAGAUAUACAGUGUUAUUUGCCAAACUGUACUGCAACUGUUUUUUCAAGAACAAACUAGGAUUUUGGAAAUGCCUCAAAGCAAGGGGUGUACUGCCCGCUUUUCUUUCUCCUACGGCCAGUUUCACACGCACAGGUUAAGUCCUGGACUAAACUGAGUUUUGUAUAGAGAAUCUUCAUUCAAAAUUUAAUUUAUUCUAGGACUACUAGGCUUAAUAUUUGUGAGACUGGCCCAUAAUGCCAAACAUUGUAUUGCACGUCCCCACAGAUGCAGACAUCCAUAGUCUUUGUAGUCAGUGAUUUAAUAAACACUCAUUAUACAUUACAGGUGGCAUAAUUUGUGGAAUGAUUUCUUCUUCUUUUUUUUAAAGUACGGUUUCAUUGUGGCAAUUACAUGCUUUCCUGUCCAAUUUUGCGGACAGUUGACUGGACAUCCAUGCCAUUGACACAAAGAUUAGAUUUAUUUUUCUCUCAUGCAAGGGAUUUUUUUUUCUCAGCUCAUGCAUAACUCCGUUACAAGAGAACCGUAUGUCUUUGUUAAAUCGUUAUUUAUAUAUUGCAUAUCCCCUAUUUGUUGAUUGAACAUGAAAUUAGUAAUAUGUUGAAUUACAGCAUGGCAUUAAAUAAGACAUAUCUAUAUGUCGGUGUCCAGUCAGUAUUUAGGACCAUUAAAAGAAACAUGCAAUCUCUCAUACUGGAAAUUAAAGUAAGCAUCGUCUUUGUAGAAACUUUGUGUGAAUGUGUGUACCUGUUUAUGUGUAUAUAUUAUAUAAAUCUCAUGUUAUGCACUUAUCCUUUACCUUGGAUGUUGUGUAACUAAAGUGAAUUUAUUAUUUAGUCAUUGCAAUAAACUGGAAAUUUAGCUCCUUAGAUUCUAAAUAUUUCAUAUAACUUUGUAACACUCUUUGUAUUCAAAAAAUGUAAGACAUUCAGAUAUGCCUUAUAAUAAAGCGAUAACUGUCUAA